AUGGCCACCUUCAACACUGCUCUGCGCUCCGGCGCUAUCCGCAGCCUUUCGGCUCGCGUCGUUCAGCCCUCGAUGAUCUCGCGCGCUGCUCGUGUUCCCGCUCCUUCGGCUGCCAAGAACUUCUCCGUGUGGUCUCCCACCCGCAUGAUCCCUACCAGCGCCAACGCUGAGCAGGCCAACCCUGGUCCUCCUCCCCCCGUCGAGAACAUUGGUGUUGACGCUGUUCUCCGCCAGAACCCCAACUCGCCCGACAACCACACUACCACCAUCUUCCAGGAGUUCUCGCUCGAGGGCAAGACCGCCGUCAUCACCGGUGGAAACGGUGGUCUUGGUCUCGAGAUGGCUCUUGCCUACGUCGAGGCCGGUGCUCACGUUUACGCUAUCGACUUGCCCAAGGAGCCUUCUGAGGAGUUCAAAAUCGUGGCCGACCACUGCCGUAUCAUGGGCAAGCACCUCAAGUACGUUUCCGCUACCGUCACUGACGUUGAGGACAUCAACGCCUGCAUGGACUUCGUUAUGAAGGACUCGGGCACCGACUCGCUCGACGUUUGCGUUGCCGCUGCCGGUAUCCUCCAGACCUACGACGCUCUCUCCUACCCCGCAGACGAGUUCCGCAAGGUCUUCGAGGUCAACACCACCGGUGUCUUCCUCACUGCCCAGGCUGCCGCCCGCAAGAUGCAUGAGCAGAAGCACGUUUCUGGCUCCAUCAUCCUUAUCGCUUCCAUGUCCGGUUCCAUUGUCAACCGUGAUCACCACUGGGUCGCUUACAACGCCUCCAAGUCGGCUGUUCUCCAGAUGGGCCGUAACCUUGCCGCUGAGUGGGGUCCUAAGGAUAUACGUGUCAACUGCAUCUCGCCCGGUCACAUCCGAACGCGUAUGACUGCUGCUUACCUUGACAGCAACCCCCACUUGCUCGCCAAGUGGUCGAACUCCAACCCUCUUGGCCGUCUCGGUCGCGCUCACGAGAUUCGUGGUGUUGCUGUCUGGCUCGCUUCGAGCGCUUCCUCGUUCUGCAACGGUUCCGACAUCAUUGUUUCGGGUGGUCACAACAUCUGGUAA
Ustilago hordei is the source of this 1059-nucleotide messenger RNA. RefSeq lists its product as uncharacterized. The record is from RefSeq and is a predicted model, not a curated record. Bases 1 to 1059 code for a protein of 352 amino acids. NCBI's taxonomy places the organism in Eukaryota, Fungi, Basidiomycota, Ustilaginomycetes, Ustilaginales, Ustilaginaceae. Gene Ontology annotation, cellular component: intracellular anatomical structure. The transcript has 2 exons. Gene Ontology annotation, molecular function: oxidoreductase activity, acting on NAD(P)H, oxygen as acceptor.